Trichoplusia ni (cabbage looper) is the source of this 852-nucleotide messenger RNA. RefSeq lists its product as uncharacterized. The transcript has a single exon. Bases 1 to 852 code for a protein of 283 amino acids. The record is from RefSeq and is a predicted model, not a curated record. Lineage: Eukaryota; Metazoa; Arthropoda; Insecta; Lepidoptera; Noctuidae.
AUGCAGCGCACACCAACAUCCAACCAAAAAAUGAAGUCUUCCUCACAACCAGAUCUCUCCACUGAAUAUGAAUGUGAAGACCAAGUAACCAUAAGAAAUGUGAACAUUAGAAAACGAAAAAAUCCUGAUCACCAAGAAAUGAUGGAUCUUAAAGAGGACCUCUUGCAAUCUUUCAAGGUAAUGAUGAUAGCUGAGAUGGCUGUGAUUAAACAACAAAAUAGCAAGAUCCUGGAGUCUAAUGCCGAGAUAAAGAAGCAACUUGAAUUAAAUGCCGAAAACUACAGGGAAUUAAGUAACAGAGUGUUAACACUUGAAAAGAAGCACGAAGCAGCUGUAGAACGUAUUGACCAAUUAGAAAUACAGUUAAAUGGAAUACAAAAACAAUCUCUAAAAAAUACGAUUGAAAUAAGAAACAUAUCGUAUGAGGAUAAAGAAAAUGUGCUCAAUAUUGUCAAUAACGUAUAUAAAACACUAAAGAUAACUGGAAUUGAUGAAAAUGCAACUAUAUACAGAAGAGGCAAAAAGAAUGGACCAAUUGUUAUUCAGUACCAAAACGCUGAAAGUAAAGAAAUAUUGCUAAAAUCUGCAAAACAAUACAAUUCUGAUAACAAAGAUAAACCCCUUAGUACCGACAUUAUAGGAAUGACUGGAGGCUCUUCACGAAUAUACAUAUCGGAGUCUUUAACUCCUAUGUCAAGAAAGAUUUUAGCAGCUGCUCGUGAUUUAGUGAAAAACGGAUCCUUCAAGUACUGCUGGACCUCCAGAGGAAAUGUUUUGCUACGCAAGGAAGAAGGACAGCCCACCAUAGUUAUUAAAUCAUUGAGCCAAAUUACUGAAAUCAGUUCAGAAUGA